CGGGGCAUCCGGGGCAUCAGGGCUGGACCGCGGGAGACUCACCCCUGCCUUCUCGCCUUCUCUGGCAAAACUCAGCCUUCACACUAAAUGAGUCACCAGAAAAACACAUGCAGCCAGAACAGAGCAGAGAGACUGCUUGUGUCUUCAGCAGGAAAUAUCACAGCAGUCACUGCAUAAACAGAAAGAUUGCAGGAGUCACUGCACAACUACAGAAUCAGAUUGUCGAGACUUUGAAGAAAAUCUUACAGCUAUUGUAAGUGAAGUACCAAAUCCACAGAGCAGAGGAUCAACUGUGGAGAGAAAGCAGAAUCGUGUCAAGAUGUUGACUGAUGAGGUUGCACAGGUGCAAGAGGUGAGAUACUGUCUGAAGACUCUGCAAGAGCAAAUGGCAGCCAGGCAAAACAAUAAUAAUAAGAUUCCAUCCAAUGGCUUUAAAGUUGACGUACUUCUCAGCAAAACCAAUGGCUCCAAUGGACUUGUGAACGGCUCUAACUCUAAACAUCCGAGCCAGGAGGAUGAUGAAAGCACUUUAGCCUUGAGAGAAGUCACUAAACAUCUGUACUCUCGUCUGCAAGAGAUGGAGAGGAGACACCAGGAGGAGAAAGAAAGAUUACAGGCAGAAAACCUUGAAUAUCAGCGGCGGUUUCUAGAGGAGCAUAACUCUCGCGUACAGAAGGCAGAAACCAAGGCGGAGGAACAUGGCAAAAAAGUGGAAGAGAUGCAGAGGCUCAUGCAUGGUUUGGAGCUGGAAAAUGCCACACUACGAGAAAAGUUGGCUGCUAACGAGGCUGAACUUGAGAAACUGCGAGGACUGAAGAUAACCGAUAGUGAGGACAGGUCUGAACAGCUGAAAAAGGAGCUGGCAACUCUGAAGGAUAAGAACUACAACUUAGAUGACAUGCUCAAAAGUCAACAAAGGAAAGUCAGGAACAUGAUCGAACAGGUGCAAAAUUCUCGAACCAUAAUGGAGCAAAGAGACCGGGUAAUUGGCGACCUUAAAGAGAGGGUGGCUUUCCUCGAAGCUGAGAAUCGAGAGUUUCAUGACCGGAUGGAGUAUUAUUUGGGCAACCAAGUGUCUAAUCCAUAUAACUCAGACACGGGGUCCAAAAUUGUCUACAGCAAACCUCUGACGCCAGCAAGUCCUAGAAACAAGUCUAUGCCAUUCAUUAAAGUGGUCGAGAUCAAGUCCUGAACAACAGAUGAAGGCAACUGAUGGAAGAGAGAGUCAUUGAGUGACAGACACAAUGCAGAAGAAGUAACAAGCUUUCCUUUUCUCUCAACAUUUAUGCAAUAUCUCUCUGUUUAGCACAUGAGUAGCACUUGAGGUUUCUUUUUUAUAUAUAUAUUGCUUUGUAUAUACAACAAUAAUUUAAAUGUCUCAUGUAUAUUAGAUUUGCAGAUCAUACACAGCAUUUUUAUGCCUUAAGCAACUUUAUUAUUAGUAGUAGAUGUAAGUGGUGAUAUUCAUAUUUCCUGCUGUUCUGUCAGUAUGUCUGUUUUGGCAUGUAUAGAAUCGGAUAAUAUAGCCAUUGUAUAAAUAUAGUUAUACUGACAGCCAAUUUGAAUAAAAUGAUAAAGCCAAAGUGUAUAGAUAGAUACGUAAGGAUCCAUUUUGAUCUAUGUAUGUGCAUAAACUCUAAUAUACAUUUCUGAAUUCACUGUAUCUUACAAAGCUGUCUUUUCCCUUUGGGAACUGUAAUUGUAUUGUGUUUUGAAGAACAAUUGUUUUUCUGUUACUGUAUUCUGUGCUCAACUCUUUUCAUCCAUCUCUUAUUAAAUGUGAAAAAUGUGUUACUGUAGAUGGAAUUGAAGUGCUAUGCACAUUUCUCUGGUAUUGUAUUUUGCCUGGUAUAUGUAUUUAUCUUAAGGGCUAAUCAAUAAAAAAGUAUUUAA
Molecule: messenger RNA, 1893 nt
Organism: Carassius carassius (crucian carp)
Lineage: Eukaryota; Metazoa; Chordata; Actinopteri; Cypriniformes; Cyprinidae
Gene: tuft1b
Product: tuftelin 1b
Exons: 12
Coding region: 320-1192 (290 amino acids)
Biological process (GO): intracellular signal transduction
Cellular component (GO): intracellular anatomical structure
Source: RefSeq, a predicted model, not a curated record